AUGUCCUCAGUCGUCUACCUCGUGCGCCAUGCCGAGUCAGAGCAUAACAUCUCGAAAGACUUCACACAACGAGAUCCGCCUCUCACUGCCACUGGUUUGACCCAGGCAUCGACUCUGAUUGAGACGUUCCCUGACACAGCUUCUAUCGCCGUCGUGCUCACCUCUCCACUUACACGCACGCUGCAAACUACCAUAACCGGCUUCCCUCAAGUCUUCCGCAAGGAUACGGCAGGCAGCGCCCGGGUUAUUAUCGACCCCGACCUCCAGGAGCGCAGCGAUCUUCCAUGUGAUACCGGGUCUGGGCGCCUUGAACUGAAUGAGGCCUUUCCGGGUCUCAGUUUUGAGGGCUUGGAGGAUGAAUGGUUCAUCAAGGACGGGUUGUACGCCGUGGAUGAUGUUGCGGUCGCGAAGCGAGCACAACGAUUCCGCAACAGAUUGCGAGACAUUAUUGCGUCACUUGAGGAUGGAGGAGAAGCUAACGAGGGUAGAAGGAGGGAUGUGGUUGUUGUUACUCAUGGCGUGUUUAUGAAGUUUCUAGCUGAAGACGAAGCUAUUGAUCUCCCCAAGGCGGGGUGGAAAGCUUUCAGGAUCGGCGAUAGGGGUGAUGGAGGGGCUAUACUCCUACCGUUCGAGUGA
Molecule: messenger RNA, 636 nt
Organism: Microdochium trichocladiopsis
Lineage: Eukaryota; Fungi; Ascomycota; Sordariomycetes; Xylariales; Microdochiaceae
Product: histidine phosphatase superfamily
Exons: 1
Coding region: 1-636 (211 amino acids)
Cellular component (GO): cytoplasm
Molecular function (GO): phosphatase activity
Source: RefSeq, a predicted model, not a curated record